This is a messenger RNA of Solanum verrucosum, 981 nucleotides long. Its product is annotated as glycine-rich cell wall structural protein-like. The transcript has a single exon. Lineage: Eukaryota; Viridiplantae; Streptophyta; Magnoliopsida; Solanales; Solanaceae. The coding region runs from base 23 to 706 and encodes 227 amino acids. The record is from RefSeq and is a predicted model, not a curated record.
UGAAUUAAUAUAAUACAUAAUUAUGGGGUUAUCAUGUUUUUCUCUUGGUGGAUAUUUGCUUUUACUUGUGUUGUUUGUUGAUUGUGCUGUGUUUGCUGAUCAUGUUAAUGGAGUUGGAGAUGACAAGCUCCUAUUUGGACAAAGAAAGUUUGGGAAGCAUUUUGGUGGUGGAGGUGGAUUAGGUGGUGGAGGUGGAUUAGGAGGAGGAGGUGGUUUAGGUGGUGGAGGUGGAUUAGGAGGUGGUGGUGGUUUAGGUAAAGGUGGUGGACUUGGUGGUGGGGCUGGAUUAGGAGGAGGUGGUGGAUUAGGAGGUGGUGGUGGACUAGGAGGUGGUGGUGGAGCUGGAGGAGGACUAGGUGGAGGUGGUGGACUUGGUGGUGGAGCUGGUGGAGGAGUAGGUGGUGGUGCCGGAGGAGGACUUGGUGGAGGUGGUGGAUUUGGUGGUGGUGCUGGUGGUGGAGGAGGAUUAGGUGGAGGUGCUGGUGGUGGUGCUGGAGGUGGUUUUGGUGCAGGUGGAGGAGCCGGAGGUGGUCUAGGUGGAGGUGGAGGCGGAGGAUUUGGUGGUGGUGGAGGUGGUGGCAUUGGUGGUGGUGCAGGUGCCGGAGGAGGCUUUGGUGGUGGUGCAGGUGGAGGCGUUGGCGGAGGUAUAGGAGGUGGAGGUGGCGGCGGAUUUGGUGGUGGUGGAGGCAUUGGUGGUGGUCAUUAGUUCAUCAAUAUAUAGCUCUUCCAAUUAUGUUUUGCAUGAACUAUAUAUAUAAGAAUGUGAUCAAAAUGUUAAAUAUAAUUAUGUACUUUUCUAGUUCUAUUUUUUUGUGAGAGUCCUUUGUAAAAGUACUUAAACAAGAGUGUAUCAUUAUUUAUCCAUUAUAUCAAAGUAAAUUUGUCCUUUAAAGCUUCUUUACAUGUUAUUACAUGUAAAAUAAAGCUUGUGGACUAUUGUAUUAUCCAACCAUAUUAUUAAUAAAGUAUGUUGUUUUCCAA